Molecule: messenger RNA, 3125 nt
Organism: Liolophura sinensis
Lineage: Eukaryota; Metazoa; Mollusca; Polyplacophora; Chitonida; Chitonidae
Product: neurotrypsin-like
Exons: 3
Coding region: 701-1279 (192 amino acids)
Cellular component (GO): membrane
Source: RefSeq, a predicted model, not a curated record
CGCUGUGAAUUUCCUCGGCUAAAUGCUGUUCCAUUGAGAAGACGAAAAUGCAAAGUGACACGAGAAGAGUGUGACGUAAUUUGUCCUCAGUCCAACUGUACAAUGAUGCUGCUUGCUUCCCGCGGUAGGCUGCUGGCUUCAUGUUUGUUUCUUAUUGUAUCUUCUCCGACUUGGGCAAACCCGUCUUUGCAAGGAGCCAGAAGUGUCCCACAGACGCUUGAUAUUCUCAUCAAUGGAGACCAUGACGAUAUGGACACGGACAAAGUCCAAAAGGAGAAAAACUUAGCGCGAGCCAGGGGACAAGUUUGUGAUUUUCAUUUCACCGUGGCUACGGAAAAUGUCGAGCGUUUGUGCACGGACCCGAAGUUGAUUAACCGCGUUGAAGAAUUAGAGGUGAAACUCGAGCAUCUCCGACCGGAGGCACGAUCGUCACCUUCGGUAAAACCCGUGGUAGCAGGAAAUACCUCUGCCGAAGUCAGUGCGCUGAAAGAGCGCAUGGCGAAAUUGGAGACGGAGUUGCGAGAGCUUCAAAAGCGAGCUUUAGAUUCAGUGGCAGCUUUAGAGGAAAAAGAGUUUACAAACGUUCCCAAUGCGACAGAAGAUGAACUCGAAGUUUUGUCGGCAAAGCUACCAAGAGGAAUACAAUUGAGCAACCGGUGUUCGCCUGAGCCACGGAUCAUACGGGCGGGUGGAGGUGUUGAUGAAUGGGGUGUGGGGUACCGUGUGUGACGACGACUGGGACCUGCGUCACGCUAACGUCGUGUGUCGCGAGCUGGGUUACAGUGGUGCCAGGAGGGCCACGAAAAAGGGCCACUUCGGACGAGGACAAGGCCCCGUGUGGUUGGAUGACGUCAGAUGUACCGGCGCGGAAAGCAGCCUGUUCAGCUGUGGUCGAGCGUCCAGUCAGGUCAAUGAUUGUGGCCAUAAUGAGGACGCCGGUGCCGUCUGCACAGGUUUGCCGAUUCGGCUGACGAACACGUACUCAGGUCGCCUGGAGGUGUACCGAGGCGGGAAGUGGGGGACCGUGUGCGAGGAACGCUGGGAUAUUCUGGAAGCCCGGGUGAUCUGCCGACAAAUGGGAUACGCCUCAGCCAUACGGGUGUUCAGGGCUCGGGACACCAGCCCCGGGGGAGGCCCUAUCCACAUGACACAGGUCAACUGUACCGGAAAUGAGGCCGACUUCUUUAGCUGUCCCUUUAAUGUCCCGGACAAGAGGACAUGCACGCACGCCAUGGACGUCGGCCUGGAAUGUGGAACAGCGCAUUGUUCUGAUUGUUGAUACCAUAUACAUGUAUAUAUGGAGAGCAAAUUCGUUACAGAUUCAAGAAUGGAACACAGUGGUGCCUAACUUUGCCCACUUAUUUGAAAAAUAUCAAUAACCAAAAGAUGCCCUAUGGACUUCAUAUUAUUCGUGAAUAUUUACAAAUUAAAUUCUAUCAUUUCGUUAUCCCGAACGAGACGGUAUCCACACAAGAAAUGGAACUAGUUUCACAAAGCGAUUUCGAGCUCUUAAACUCUUAAAUAUAUGCAUUAAAUCAAUAAAAUUUUGACCGCUAAUUCUUAGUUCGAGAUUGUCCUGACGUUAGCUUUGGCAAAAUUUUGUUCGACCUUGGAUGGCCACAAACCAACAUCAGAGCGCGCUCCAUUUAAAAACCUGAUGCAAUUGGCGUGGCCGUUUGUCAAGGCCUUUGAGACAAAAAUUAAUUUCCUAGGUCGCAUGGACCCGAGAUUCCAUAGUGAUCCUCAAAGCGAAUGGCUGUUCCGACAGUCUCGACAAACCUAACAUCAGAGCAAUCUCGGACUAGCUAAUUAUGUGUCCGGUGGUACAAUUUCAGCCAAGUUUGAACUUGUAGCUUUUUGUUUUGCGUGAAGAUCGAAGUUUUGGUCUUCAGCCCAUAACGCCUGUGUGAGACAGACCCACGGACAUGGACUUGGAAUGUGGAACAAAAUAUUGUUCUAAUUGCUGGUGGAAGUGGAAUGUGGAACAAAGCAUUGUUCUAAUUGCUGGUGUAAGUGGAAUGUGGAACAAAGCAUUGUUCUAAUUGCUGGUGUAAGUGAAAUGUGGAACAAUGCAUUGUUUCGAUUGCUGGUGAGAGUGGACUUGGAAUGUGGAACAAAGCAUUGUUCCUAUUACUGGUGAAAGUGAACUUGGAAUGUGGAACAAAGUAAUGUUAUGAUUACUGAUGAAAGUGGACUUGGAAUGUGGAACAAUGCAUUGUUCCGAUUACUGAUGAAAGUCGACUUGGAAUGUGGAACAAUGCAUUGUUCCGAUUACUGGUGAAAGUCGACUUGGAAUGUGGAACAAUGCAUUGUUCCGAUUACUGGUGAAAGUCGACUUGGAAUGUGGAACAAAGUAAUGUUCCGAUUACGAUGAAAGUCGACUUGGAAUGUGGAACGAAGCAUUGUCCUAUUACUGGUGAAAGUCGACUUGGAAUGUGGAACAAGGCAUUGUUGUGAUUGCUGGUGAAAGUGGACUUGAAAUGUUGUUAUUCCAAGCUGGAUAUUGGAUGCGCCAUAAGUAUAUCAUUCCAAAGGUUAGAACGGAGGGUUUUGGCCAAAAAAAAAAAUCGAUCAGCGCAAAUCGGAUUAAGUUUUGCUAUUACUUUAAGAUAUCCCAAGGAAUUAUCUUCCACAAAAUAUCAGCCUCUUCAGUGCACGUGUUAUCGUUGAAAUCCGUUCAUCAAGUUCCUAAAACUUAAAAAAGCGCGCCUCUUUGUAUUUCUUCAAGGGUUAGAAUCAUUUUAACACAAUAAAUAGUAGAGAUACCAACUGGUGUUUACUGAAGGGCAAUAAUGUGAGCUAAUCUUGGUAAAUGCAGAAAAUUUUAUUUGAUUAGCGAAUUUGUAUUUUUUGCCAUAAAAUUUCGGUAUAGCUUUUUUUAAACGUUGUUUGUAUCGUCAAGAUCAGAUGAGUUCUUUAUUCAGUUAUGCGGCGUAGAUUCCCAAUGGUGCCUUGGAGGAAUGUACAUGUAUAUAUUUGGUUGAGAUCUUCGUGUAAAUGACAGCGCGAAAGUAUUGAAGGAAGUAGACAAAUAUACUGUAUCCUUAGCCUCUGAAAGUAGCACUCCAUGUAGUGUAUUAAUACAUAUACUGUUAUCCUGGAAUAUAUUCUGAUUGUUAAUAUUA